AAAAAUCCACACGAAUGAUCUCGCACUGAUCCCCAAAACAGCCGCACCUGCCGCCGCUCCUUCCAAAUGAAGAAAUCAAAGCAAAAGCGCCAAAAACACGAACAGUUUUAUCCCGCACACCACGUACCAUCUCCGUCGCAGCCGACGACCAUACCCAGCUGCUGUCAGUUGGCCGCAUCCUGCCCGGAAUGCUACACUGCCCAUCAGUACAUUUCCGGUAACACUCAUAGCGCUUCCUACCGAAACGGCGGUACCGGUACCUGUCACCAGCAGCAAAUCUAUCAGAAUGCUCCACAACAAAAUGACUACCGUGCGGGAGGAGCUGGAUCGUCCCAUCAGACUUCGCCCACCUCAGUACCGAUCACGAAACCAACCAACAUCGUUGCCACCAUGGAACUGUUCGAGCCGAGAACCUCGGCGUCCUCCGCCACCAGUCCACCACGAUAUCACCCACAUCAGGAUUACUCCUACGCUUACUACGAACCGGGUGUACCACUCCGUCAUUCCAACAUUCCGUCCUACAUGUUCGAUCCCAACGCAGGUGGGCCCUCUUCCACGGCUGGUCCGUCUACACCGCGGACUCCACUCUCAUCGCUGGUCGCCGGUUCCAGUUCCAUGCGUACCCUGAUGGCCCUGGGAGGUAGUGGCCAACGGAACCGAUUGUACGCUCGACGGACUAGUGUCGGAAGUGCUGGUCGCUUCCCCGGUUCCCCCUGUGAAAACAUUUACGAGGAAAUUAUUCACGAAGAAAACGAGCGCGAGGGGGGGAUCGUACCGGGUACACCGAGUGGUCGACUUUCAUUGAUGUCACUGAAUCAAAGUGUGAUUGUGGAAGAGGAGUUCCGGCAGGUGCAUCAAUGCCACCGAAAGGUGCUGGGUGAAUUGAAUUUAUCCGUUGAGGCGAUGUUGAUGGCUGAGGAAACACCCAGCCGUAAUAACGACUGUAAUCGACGGGGUGUCUCAAACUACCGGAGAAAAUCGUCCGGUGGCACCGGUCAGUGUACCGAUUUGGAUAGUGGUUUUUCGGGCAGCAGCGGUAGCACCUGUUAUAUCGGGAAUCUGCGAGCCAAGAAAACAGAAGCACGGAUGUUGUCACUUAAGCAACAGAGUCAUCACCAAUCGAUGAUGCUGUUGGAAAGAAUCGGACAGGAGGAUACUCGCAGUAUUGCCAGCUCCCACUCGGCUGAUCGAUCCUACGGGUCUAUAAAAGCAAUUUGUAAGGGGAAGAAUUUAAGCAAGUGGCUGAGCGGAAGUACGCGAUCGUUGCGCAGGAUGAAGGAAACAGGUGAACCUUCCCGGAAGGGAACACAUUCCACUCCCAGUUCUCCGACUUUUGUCAAGUCGAGCAAGGGCGGAUUCUGGUCCAGGAAAGGUUGGUCCAAGCGGAUGUCGUCCAGUGGGGCACUGCAUAGCAGCUUUGAAGGUAAGUGUGUGUGUGUGUAGAUGUCAUUCUGGGGAUCAUAAUGGAAUCAAAAAUGCUAGACUAUGGCAGCGUAAGAGGGCCAUUUCAAAUCACCGGCCGACACCGGGGUGCCUCAAUUGUUUUGUAUAGUAUGCGAUCUAAUUUUAACACC
Topomyia yanbarensis is the source of this 1574-nucleotide messenger RNA. RefSeq lists its product as uncharacterized. NCBI's taxonomy places the organism in Eukaryota, Metazoa, Arthropoda, Insecta, Diptera, Culicidae. The coding region runs from base 67 to 1443 and encodes 458 amino acids. The transcript has a single exon. The record is from RefSeq and is a predicted model, not a curated record.